AUGGAGUGCGAGACAGACAGACUUGGAGGCUACGAUGCUUACGUCUUCUACUUUUCUGCUUCUUGCAGUUCAUCAUUUGGCUAUGUUUGCCAUCGCCUGGGACUGUUGCAACAUGCGAGAUCCAAAGAGCGAUUUCGCAUGCAGGAGUUUCAACGCUCCAUUGGCUAUGGCUGCAAGACAUAUGACUACACGCUGCAAAGGCGAUUUGGGACUUUCCCAUAUGUGCCCUUGGUCCUGCUAUCGCUCCCGGGACCCUGCCACUGCGGCAGCUGCCGCGGCCCGGCGCCGUCCAACGCUGCAGUGCGGCUGGCGCAACGCGUGGCGUGUCCAUUGCUGGAGGGGAUGGACUUGAGGACGGCCUUGCGGCACUUGGUGGCUGAGAUCCAUCGCAUCGACGCUUCGUCCAAGUUGGCUCCGGUGCGCGUGCCGCGGGACGCGGCGCUGGACCCAACGUUGCACCUUGGGUGA
Messenger RNA from Cladocopium goreaui, 468 nucleotides. NCBI's taxonomy places the organism in Eukaryota, Dinophyceae, Suessiales, Symbiodiniaceae. The record is from the annotation of a GenBank genome assembly.